CUCAAGCGCAGAUGGCGAGGCACGCUUCGACGAGAGCAUUGUGCGCGAGGCCUUGCAGCGCAUCACUGGCGCGCCGCAAUAGAGGGGCCUUGACCCUUGAGCAGGGGCGAGGAGGGGCUGUGCCGCCUGGACCUGAGCCGAGAGAAGCGUCCGUGAGGGCUUUUGCGCGUGAGAUAGAUGGAUCCGAUGCAGGGGCGCGUCAGCUUCAUCAGCGAGCCCUGAUGAGAUGCUCGGACUCGGCCCGACUCCUGGCGCCGCCUGGGCCCUGGCGCAGGCAGCCACAUCUCGCCUCAGGGUGCAGGCCCGGCUGCUAUUUUCGGGCGCUUCAAGCAGGCCAGAUGAGCUUUUAAGGUGCCUCGAUCUCGCAGAAGCUGCGAGCUACACCUGCCCCCUCGCUGUCAGGAGCGGCGCUCCUGCCCCUUGUCCCGCUUGCAGGCGGCCGCGCGCACGCGCAGCCCUCAGAUUGCAGCCGCAGCAGCGACGUUCAAGCUGCUCCAUCUUCGGCGCCAUCUCGGCGGGGUUCGGCAGCUGUGCCGAGGAGACAUUCGUGCCGCCGGGCGCAGGUGCCAUUUGCCCCCCUGUGCAAGGCUGCAUCUGGGCCCUGAGCUGGCGGCGUGCCGAGCUCCGUGGCGGCGUGCCUCCACAGCAGCCCGAGCGCAGCCGCGCGCGAGGCGGUGCGCGUGCGCUCGGACCUUGCAGGCGCGUGCGCUGCGGCUGGCGCGCGGAGAGCAACACUCUCGCUCCUGCCUCCUCACCGCUCACUCUGCCGCAUGCUUCACCUGCGUCGGGUCACACAAGCCCUGUCUCUAUCCGCUCGUGAGCAUCCGCUGCUAGCUACUGCUCUCCUGAGCGCUCCGCUUUUCCUGCUGCUCCUCUUCUCUGCGCUCGCUUCGAACGCGCAUCCGUCGCAUCAC
Tilletiopsis washingtonensis is the source of this 914-nucleotide messenger RNA. RefSeq lists its product as hypothetical. The transcript has 2 exons. The record is from RefSeq and is a predicted model, not a curated record. The coding region runs from base 227 to 820 and encodes 197 amino acids. NCBI's taxonomy places the organism in Eukaryota, Fungi, Basidiomycota, Exobasidiomycetes, Entylomatales.